AUGGUAGCGACUAGAACCGGAGCUGGAGACAGUGGAGAUACGACCACCGAAGAUUCGAUGCAGUCAACCAGCCAGCACACCGAGUCUACAUUCGCCGGCUGGCCUGCACAGACCACCGGUCAAACCGACAGCAGCACGACGCAGCCGCCCGCUUCCACCAGCGAAACCGGGGCAACACAGCCACCCGCCUUCACCAGCGAGCCCGCUCGACCAACCACCAUGCAACCCAGCGCGCUGACCGUCAACCUGCCUGCUCCACCGUCAACCUCUAGUCAUGCCACUACCGCAACCAGCAACAUGGCCAACUUACCGGCUCCAGCCGUCAGCUACAUCGGCAACCUCAGCCAGCUGACCAGCAUAGCGACCCUGCUACCGUUCUUCCGCGGCAAGCUCCAUGAAGACCCCAUCACCUUCAUGAGUAGAUAG
Messenger RNA from Nilaparvata lugens (brown planthopper), 426 nucleotides. RefSeq lists its product as uncharacterized. The coding region runs from base 1 to 426 and encodes 141 amino acids. The record is from RefSeq and is a predicted model, not a curated record. The transcript has a single exon. NCBI's taxonomy places the organism in Eukaryota, Metazoa, Arthropoda, Insecta, Hemiptera, Delphacidae.